AUGCCGGUUGCAAGGGGAAGAGCCUCCUCUGCGCUUCCGGCUACCGCUGAUGGGAAAGUUGCUUUUCUUGUAGAACAGCCGGGGAGGAGCAAGAAGUUCCCGAGCCCCUCGUGAGUGAGCUGGACGGGUGACCGCAGGAGCGAUGGCAGGCAUGGUCUCGGAGCUGAAGUUCUUGGUGCCCUGGGGCCACCUUGCAGCCAAGGCAUGGGGAUCUCCACAAGGCCGACCUGUGGUCUGUUUGCAUGGAUGGCAGGACAACGCUAACACAUUCAGCAGGCUCAUUCCUUUACUGCCUAAAGACUGUUAUUACAUGGCAGUGGAUUUGGGUGGGCAUGGCCUGUCAUCCCACCGGCCGGCAGGGUAUCCGUAUCACUUCCUAGACUAUGUGAAUGAUGUGCGCAGGGUAGUAGCAGCAUUGAAUUGGAGUCAAUUUUCCCUCAUGGGUCACAGUUUAGGUGGAGUAGUUGCAGGCAUGUUUGCGUGUGUUUUCCCUGAAAUGGUGGACAAGCUGAUCCUGUUGGAAUCAUUUGGCCCAGGACCUAAGGACUGGGGGAAAAUGCUGAAGUUAAAGCGAAUGGUAAUUGAGAAACUGCUGGAAUUUGAGGCCAACCAGCAACAUCCCCCUAAAGUGCGCAGCCCUCAAGAGGCUCUUCAGAGGCUAUUAGAGGCAAACAAGCACCUAACAGAAGAGAGUGGAAAUAUAUUAUUGCAGCGAGGGGCUAUGGAAGUGUCAGGAGGUUUAGUUUAUAACAGAGAUGUGAGAAUCGCUAUGCAAAUCCCUUGGGAUGAAAAUUUAAACAUCUUGAAAGCAAUCCAGGCUGAUGUACUGUUGAUCACAGCACAAAGUGGGAUUUCUUCUGGAAGUUACUAUGCUGUCCCUGAUGAUCAACUCCAGGAAACAUUCAGGACCUUCCUAAAAGAGCGUUUUCACUUCGUCAGAGUUGCUGGAAAUCACUUUGUCCACCUGAAUGAGCCUGAGGUUGUGGCUGGGAUAAUCAGCACCUUCUUAAGUAAGGACCAGCACCUCAAAGCUAAUCUGUAGCCAUCAUCAACAUCAUAGUGGUCCUAACCAACAGAUGGAUUCCAUGUGAAGACCCGGUCCUGCUUUAGAGAGAAUAGUGUUGUUGAGCUCUGUGCAAGAGUAAAGCUUGUGCCCUAGUAUUGACAGCUUGCACAGGAGAGAACUUCUGGACAUCCAAGGUUCCUGUAGUAGGAUGGAGUGAACAGUUGAACCAUAUGUACUAUUGCCAAGAAUGUGCCUUAAAUUAGGAAAAACCUUUUUGCUGCUUAUUCAUUAUUGUCUGGCCAUGAAGCAUUUAGUAUGAACAGUUUUGUUAUAUUUGUACUGAAUGGCUAAGUCAGAUUCAGAUUUUCCUUAAUGCCUUGAUGUUUUAUACACAAAAGCUGAGUAGGAGCAUAUGUGCGGACUGUGGGAUUGUCUUCAAAUUUUAAAUUCAUGUGCUUGAUAUUAA
Elgaria multicarinata webbii is the source of this 1472-nucleotide messenger RNA. It is a transcript of the gene SERHL2, whose product is annotated as serine hydrolase like 2. Bases 143 to 1042 code for a protein of 299 amino acids. Lineage: Eukaryota; Metazoa; Chordata; Lepidosauria; Squamata; Anguidae. The transcript is spliced from 12 exons. The record is from RefSeq and is a predicted model, not a curated record.